Molecule: messenger RNA, 5352 nt
Organism: Fukomys damarensis (Damara mole-rat)
Lineage: Eukaryota; Metazoa; Chordata; Mammalia; Rodentia; Bathyergidae
Gene: Pias1
Product: protein inhibitor of activated STAT 1
Exons: 13
Coding region: 1-1929 (642 amino acids)
Biological process (GO): protein sumoylation; regulation of transcription by RNA polymerase II
Molecular function (GO): SUMO ligase activity; transcription coregulator activity; zinc ion binding
Source: RefSeq, a predicted model, not a curated record
AUGGUUAUGAGCCUUAGAGUUUCUGAACUCCAAGUAUUGUUGGGCUACGCUGGGAGAAACAAGCACGGACGCAAACACGAACUUCUCACAAAAGCUCUGCAUUUACUCAAGUCCGGCUGUAGUCCUGCUGUACAAAUGAAAAUUAAAGAACUCUAUAGGCGGCGGUUCCCCCAGAAAAUCAUGACGCCUGCAGACUUAUCUAUCCCCAAUGUACAUUCAAGUCCUAUGCCAGCAACUUUGUCUCCAUCUACCAUUCCACAACUCACUUACGACGGUCACCCUGCAUCUUCACCAUUACUCCCUGUUUCUCUUCUGGGACCUAAACACGAACUAGAACUCCCGCAUCUUACAUCAGCUCUUCACCCAGUCCAUCCGGAUAUAAAACUUCAAAAACUACCAUUUUAUGACUUACUGGAUGAACUGAUAAAGCCCACCAGUCUAGCAUCAGACAACAGUCAGCGCUUUCGAGAAACCUGUUUUGCCUUUGCCUUGACCCCGCAACAAGUGCAGCAGAUCAGUAGCUCCAUGGAUAUUUCCGGGACCAAAUGUGACUUCACAGUGCAGGUCCAGUUAAGGUUUUGUUUAUCUGAAACCAGUUGUCCACAGGAAGAUCACUUCCCACCCAAUCUUUGUGUGAAAGUGAAUACAAAACCUUGCAGCCUUCCAGGUUACCUUCCACCUACUAAAAAUGGUGUGGAACCAAAACGACCCAGCAGACCAAUUAAUAUCACCUCACUUGUCCGACUGUCCACAACAGUACCAAACACCAUUGUUGUUUCUUGGACUGCGGAAAUUGGAAGAACCUAUUCCAUGGCAGUAUAUCUUGUAAAACAGUUAUCCUCAACAGUUCUUCUUCAGAGGUUACGAGCAAAGGGAAUAAGGAAUCCGGAUCAUUCUAGAGCUUUAAUUAAAGAGAAACUGACUGCGGAUCCAGACAGUGAAAUUGCUACAACCAGCCUAAGGGUUUCUCUACUAUGUCCACUUGGUAAAAUGAGGCUGACAAUUCCAUGCCGAGCCCUCACAUGUUCUCAUCUGCAGUGUUUUGAUGCAACUCUUUAUAUUCAGAUGAAUGAGAAAAAACCAACUUGGGUCUGUCCUGUCUGUGAUAAGAAAGCCCCAUAUGAGCACCUGAUUAUUGAUGGCUUGUUUAUGGAAAUCCUAAAGUACUGUACAGACUGUGAUGAAAUACAGUUUAAGGAAGAUGGCUCCUGGGCACCAAUGCGAUCAAAAAAGGAAGUACAGGAAGUUUCUGCCUCUUACAAUGGAGUUGAUGGAUGCUUGAGUUCCACUUUGGAACAUCAGGUGUCUUCUCACAACCAGUCCUCCAGUAAAAACAAGAAAGUCGAGGUUAUUGACCUAACCAUAGACAGCUCAUCUGAUGAAGAGGAGGAAGAGCCAUCUGCCAAGAGAACGUGUCCUUCCCUUUCUCCCACCUCACCGCUAAACAAUAAAGGCAUUUUAAGUCUUCCACACCAAGCAUCUCCAGUAUCCCGCACCCCAAGCCUUCCUGCUGUAGACACGAGCUACAUCAACACCUCCCUCAUCCAAGACUACAGGCAUCCUUUCCACAUGACACCCAUGCCUUAUGACUUACAAGGAUUAGAUUUCUUUCCUUUCUUGUCAGGAGACAAUCAGCAUUACAACACCUCCCUGCUCGCCGCUGCGGCCGCCGCGGUCUCUGAUGACCAGGACCUGCUGCACUCGUCACGCUUUUUCCCAUAUACCUCCUCCCAGAUGUUCCUUGACCAGCUCAGUGCAGGAGGCAGCACAUCCCUGCCAGCCACCAAUGGGAGCAGCAGCGGCAGCAACAGCAGCCUUGUGUCUUCCAACAGCCUGAGGGAGAGCCACAGCCACACAGUGGCCAGCAGGAGCAGCACAGACGCGGCGUCCGUCUUCGGCAUCAUACCGGACAUUAUCUCCCUGGACUGAGCCCUCGCCCACUGGUCCUGCCCUGUCCUGAGGGAUUCAGCUGGCAGGAAGAAGAGAACUUUAUGCUGUUUUACCUUAUUCUGUUUAGAAAAGUUCACAAGUGUGUUUUUUUUUCCUUUUUUUAGGGAAAAAAUUAAAAGAAAUGUACAGAGAACAAAACUAUAUUUUCAGUUUUACUUUUGUAUAUAAAUCUAAGACUGCCUGUCUGAUAAAACACUUGUUUAAAAAAAAAAAAAGAAAGAAAAGAAAAAACAAGCAUCCAUAAACCACCUUCAGUUCAUUUUUUCUGGAUUCUGAAGAUUUUUUUCCAUCAUGUGUCCUAUGGUUUUGGUUUUAUUUUACUUCAAUGGCAUUAUUUUAUUUGCAAUAACAAAAAGAAUUGCAUGUAUGAAGUUUUAAAUUUGGGGCUUUGUUGUGGGGAGGGGGUAGGGAGAUAGUUUGAUUUCCAUUUUUUUAAGAUGACAGACUUGCAUUUUGUUUGUUUGUGUGUGUGUGCAUAAUUUUAUCCAACCUUAAGUUAUAAAUCUCAUCUGUCCCACUGCAUUCCCUAUGUAUUUUCAGGACAUAGCUCAUGGGUAUGCGUGUUAAGUGUGUGUGUUUGUAUUUUUCUGUCUUUACUGUCCCUCCCUCCUGAGUUUGCAUUUAGUUCCUCUAUCAGUUGCCUGCUUCUUUUUAAAGUGCUUUGAAGGUCUUGAACUUACAUGUGAGUAUCUUAACAACUACCCCAGUUGCAUGUGUCCAUGACAUAUUCUCUCUGACUUGCUAUGUACCCCCUGAGAAUAUGCUUUCAGGAUAUUGGAAUAAUGCUGUCUGGGUAAGGAGUAGGCCUAACAGACCUGUGAGUAAUACACUUUAGCCUAGUUCGUAAUUCUAAACCUAGAUUGCCAGUAUUGUGUAUUUAAACCAAGUCUGUGAAUACCUGCUUUUUUGGCCACAGGGUAACAAGUUUUCAUGUAAGAUCUCAUGCCAAAGUAGGAAGCAAAAAUAGCCUAGAGAGCCCUGUUGGGUGUCUCGUACAGCUGACAGAAGAAAGAUUAUGUCACAAAGUAAGAGAGACGAGUCAGUUAUCCUAAAAGUUAAUUCUUUUUGGAAAUACAGUGCACCACACAUGUGGAUCUAUUGAAACCUACUAUUUGAUAAUCAGUUAAAAUUUAAAAGAGGUUUAAACCUCAGCCAUUUUUCUUCUCUGGUUCUUAACUUCUUAGACUAUGUACCUUGCUUAUUUUUAUACCUUGUUUAUUUUGUCUUCAUCUUUUAAUGACAAGCAUGACAUAGGAAAGUCUUUUUUUUUUUUGGUACUGAGGAUUGAACUCAAGUCCUUGUGCUUGCGAGGCAGGCAGCGGAACCACUGAGCUAAAUCCCCAGCCCCGGAAAGUCAAUUUUUUAAAAUUCGUGGAUCAGUCUUAAUAGUGGAACAUGUAAAUAUAUUGAAAGCUGUUUUUCAGGAAAUAAGGGUUGAAGGGAAGGAAAAAUGGUUCUAUUGUGUUACAGAAUCCUCAUCAGAGAUGAUACUACAUUCUCAGUUGUGGGAAAUAUGCUUCAGUUAAUUGAGAGUACAGGUUUAAGGAAAGAUGAAGGAGCAUAACGAUUGCCAGUUUUCUAGAUUGGAUUUUUUCUGUCAAAGCUGUUAAUGUUCUGAGUUGAUGAAGGAUCACCUUUGCGUAUAAACUUGUCAUUUGAAACUUUGCCUUGAUAACAAAAAGACCUACUUAAUCUGGGUAGAAUUUAAAAUGGCUAUAUCUUCAGUUGUAUGAUAAAAUUAAUGGUUCACAUGACUGUGUGGUGUCUAAAAAUAAUAUCUUUUUACAGCAAUCUGUUACUAAAUUGUUGACUUGAAUUUUGAAAAAAAAGUUGGUGUCGAUGUAUAUAUGUGUGUGUGUAUAUAUGUAUUUAUAAAUAAGUGCGUGUGGGUAACAAGUGCGUUACAUAGUCUUCCCCUGUGCAUGUGUAUUCCACACAUCAAUGGCCAAGUUAUAGUCACAAAACAAUUUGCAAUAAAAAAAAAAACAGGUUCAUUGUCCGUUAAAACAGGAAAUAGUUAAGUUUUUAAAUGAAUCUGGUGUUGUGUAAACACUUCAAAAAGUCUUACUGUCAUACUAAUUUAGGCUAAUUUCAAGUAGUAUCAUAAUUUGUGUCUAAAUUUAGACUGGGAUAGAAAUUACUAAAAUUGUGGAGCAUAUUUUUUCUGAUUUUUACAUUGCUAUAGAAAACUUAUAUUCAGCUACCUAAGAUAAAGUGAUAGUUCCUUUUUUUUGGUUUUUGUUUUCAGUCAUUGUUAGUGGUCUGAAAAUUCUGAUUAAUAACCUCAUGUACAAUGCUGAAUUAGCAGCUCUUUGAAUGAUCCAGUCAAAAACCCAUACCUUUACUUCUUUCAGCCCAGUUCUGGGGUGGGGCAGCUUAAUCUGCCUCCAUAUCCUGCAUUAUACCGACCCAAGGGAAGAAUCGGUAAUAGGGAGAAAUCAUUGUCUGUCCACUGGCUGUGAUCAUGACCCCACGGAGACCUGACCAUUCAGUAGUCAUACUUUGUUCAUUCCUUCUAUGAGGAGUUCCUGCUUCAGUUGUUGAUUUUCUAAAGUGUAUGAAUUAAUAGUUAUCCUUGUGUUGGUAUCACGGUCCAUAAGAGUUACUCAGACUUUCAUGAUCUGUCAUAAUUUUCAGUUGAGUCGUGUACUAUAUCUAAGUUUUUAAAAAAAGCAUGUAGUCACUUUCUCUCUUUUCUUCCUUAGCCCACCCUCACUCCCCAGCCCAGGCUGACAUUGCUGUGCUCUCUGUGGACAAAGAGCGAUUCUCAGACUCUAGGCAAGUUGCCAGCAGCCCCGUGGCCUCAGUCUUUCAUAAUAGUGUGCAUAUGUUCGUAUUUCUGUACAGUACUGCUGUGUGCGUGUGUGUAUGUGUGUGUGUAUCUUUAUGCACACAACAAUCAGCUGACUAGCAGGGUGGACAUGGCUUUGAUUCCUAUGUGGGCAUUAUUGGACACCUUUUAAAAAAUAUAGUCUGAAAUUUAAUCAUGCCAAAUACUUGGUUGACUAGUUUAUUAUGACAUAAAGGUUUCCUAUUACUAAUUUAGACUCAUAAAUUCACCAUCAUUACUGACUUAAGAUUUACUUAAGUUUCUGAAAAAUGUUUUUUUUGGUAGAGUUUCCUUUGAGACAGUAUGUGAAGUUAAAAAUAUAUUCCAGUUGUAAAUUAAGUGUGGAAUGAACAUUAUUUUGAAAGUUUCAAUUUUAAAUACAUAAAACUUACAGGAUCUUCAAGGCUUUAGAAAGCACAUUUGAAUUUAUUUUAGUAAUUGUUUUAUCAAUACAUGUUGACUUUUUUUUUUUUUCAAUUAAACACAAUGCUUAGAUUUCAGAAAGAGGGAGGGAGAAUAGCUGGUGGUCCCAGAGUGUGCUGCUGUUGUUUAAUUAACAGGGGGAAAAUGUA